Messenger RNA from Pseudovirgaria hyperparasitica, 1038 nucleotides. RefSeq lists its product as uncharacterized. NCBI's taxonomy places the organism in Eukaryota, Fungi, Ascomycota, Dothideomycetes, Acrospermales, Acrospermaceae. The record is from RefSeq and is a predicted model, not a curated record. The transcript has a single exon. Bases 1 to 1038 code for a protein of 345 amino acids.
AUGUCUAGAUUCUGGCCAUAUUCAUUUGCUCCAAGGGCACAACCGCUCACUCAGCCAUCACACGCCCAGGUCAAUGCCUACUCCGAAUAUACGAACAGACAUGUCCGGCAACACACGCAAGCCCCCUCAUCACCACCAGAUCUUACCAACUCCAUCAAAUCAUUCCGCACAGCCAUGCUAGAUCGAGCCGCACGCCAUCUCGGCUGCCAGAUGUUCUCCCUGAUCCGCGCGACUCUCCAUGGCGCAAACACCCCUAUUGGAACGCCCGAUCUCUAUACGCACCUAGGCACAAGCAUUGGCAACCCGUCUAUCCUCAUCAACUCCGUCUCGCGCCGCUACGUCCUCCCGUUCGUCGAGCCGCACUGGUACACCACCACAUCGCUCUUUGCCUUCGGCGGCGUACUGCCACACCCGGCAACCCCCUCCAAUAACGGCAAGAUGGACAGCCACGGCGCCACGGAGCUGUAUAUAAAGUUGGCCAGUCAGCAGCUGAGCGACCACCACACGGCUACAGACGUGCAGAAGUUUGGUGUGCCGCUCCCGAUCCUGCCGGCUGACUUUCUUGCUUUGAUCCGCGUGCAUGCCGUGUUCGUUGCGGGAUCGCCAUUCGGCGCGAGUUUUGCGGAGCGCUGGGUGGUGUGGGACGGGCCUGGGUGCUUGCAGAAUCACCAGCAUAUUAUGGCGCGACCGCUGCUUUUGGCGAAGGUGAACGUGACACCGCGGCCGCUGGGGCAGGUUUAUGAUGUCGUGGCGGGGCUCUGUAUGGGUGGCAAUCGGGCAUCGUGGGGGAAGCCUCCAGGGAGUACGACUGAGCAUGGAGUUUGGGCGCUGUGGUGUCGCCGGGCGGAGAGGUAUGGUCUUCCGUUCCAGUGGAGGUAUUUUCUCAUCGUGAGCGGGCCAGGGGCGGUGGCUGUCUCGUGGGAUAGUAUUGAAGCACUGUUGAGGGCGUUGGUAUUUUUGAAUAGGCCUGAGCUGCUGAGGGAGGAGAUUUAUGCGCUACCGGCAGAGAUUAGAGAGGAGUGCGAGAUCGUCGAAUAG